Sander lucioperca (pikeperch) is the source of this 3272-nucleotide messenger RNA. RefSeq names its product transmembrane protein 119a (gene tmem119a). The record is from RefSeq and is a predicted model, not a curated record. The transcript has 2 exons. NCBI's taxonomy places the organism in Eukaryota, Metazoa, Chordata, Actinopteri, Perciformes, Percidae. Gene Ontology annotation, cellular component: plasma membrane. The coding region runs from base 1014 to 1763 and encodes 249 amino acids. Gene Ontology annotation, biological process: positive regulation of bone mineralization; positive regulation of osteoblast proliferation; ossification.
UCUUGUAUUGACUGGCCCUAACUGUACUGGCGAACAGUUAUACAAUAGAUGGCUAGAAGUAUAUUGUGAAUGGAGUGUACUACAGUUGUAGUGCUAUUGUGUUUGAGCCACCAAGAACUGUUGUAAGUCACAAAGAAAUCUCUCACUCUAGUUUGUUCUUGAACCUGGAUAAUUGCUACCUUUUUCACAAAAUGUCAUGCUGACCAGUUGUAAUAUCAACAUCUCACACCGUCUGUCAAAAUAACUGAAUAAAAGGAGAAAGGAGGCAUCAGCAGCCUUAAAUAGACAACCUGCAUAUUUAGAGACAUAUCCAGAGAUAAGUGCUGCUAAAAGACCAUGCAGUUUAUGUGUUCGCUCUGUACAUGUGUUUGGGGAUGAAAGGGGCUGCUUUCUCUGCGCUGGUCUUGUGUGCCCUACAGGCUGUAAUCAACGGGGACUAAAUUAGAGAGGACUCAGUGGGAGGCAGAGGAGUCUUGGGACUCGCCCCACCAAGUACAGAAAUACCCAUUCCCUUAAAACAUGGGUCUCAUGUACUGACUGCAACAUACUGUAUUUGCAGUGAGUUUCAAAGCAGAAAGCUCAGGCUGAGUUUAAGUCUAACAAGUUGUGGUGAAUUACACUUUCAUACAAAAUAAAGACCCUAUCCAGGGACAGUUUAGCAUUCAGCACCCCAUGCAUGAUAACAUGUACAGAAUCACUUCUCUGGCUGUUCCCUCUAUCAUAAUUCAGAAAAAGUUCAAUCCUAAAUGGAUGCGCCAUAAGUGCAGGAGGAUGAAGAAUGGGUGUGGGAGGUCGAGAAAGAGGGAGGAGAAGCUGAAAAUAGAGGGAUGGACAUCAUUUUGCAGUGAGCUGACUUUUUAGGGCUUAGUACAAAAAAAACAGUCACUAUAACUCCGCAGGGAGGGAACUCUCUUUCACUCUUACUUUCCUCUCAGUAUCCCCUUUAUCUCUGUCUUCUGCACUGUUUUGCUGUUCAGAAGAUAAACCCGGGAUAACACAUUCUGACAGAGAAGAUGAAGUCCCUUUUGGUUUUUCUCAUCACCUGUGUGACCCUGCUCUCACUGUGUCACGCCACUCCUCUGUUCUACAACACAUCCAUGGACGGCAGUGGUGAUGAAGCGGAGCUAGAGCUCCUUUUUCCAACCUCUUUCUCUACUCGAGCACCUGUUCACAUUUCCACUGCUACUGGAGCUCCCACCCUUACCAACACCAUCACCAACACCAUCACCACCACCAUGAUACGCCUGAAGGAUUUUGUCUUUACCCGAGUAGUGGACUUCCUGCAGGAGAAUCUGCUCAUCAUCAUCGUCGUGACCUCUCUUCUCAUCGUCAUGGUCUUCAUCAUCUGCUGUGCCUCUGCCAUGAGUCAUAAGAGCAAGCUGGAGGCCUACAAACCCCCUCCUCAUCCAAACAAGAAGACUGUGGCUGAUAAAACAGGCGGACGCAACAAUUCAAGUGAGAUCCAGGAGAGGCCGUACGCCGUCGACCACGUCAAGAGGGUCCAGACUCAGAGCAUGGCCUCCCCCAAACACCUACGCAUGCCCUCCAAGGCUCUGGUGGGAGAGAGGGGUAGAGAUGUCAGGUCGUCGCCUCGCCAGGAUGUCAGAAAGGUCAGGGAGGCAGAGGAGGUGGAAAAGCGGAGAGAGGAGCCCAAGCACAAAGAGCAGCCCAAGCGCAGGGAGGAGGUGCAGCAGAGCUCCAGCCCCAGCACCAGCUCUGCUCAUUCAGUGUGCACCUGCCACCUGAAAAAGGCCAACCACUAAGGCAUGUUCAAGCCUGAUGUUGGCAUAAGAGGGAAAAUGUUGCAACCAUGCAAAAACAAAAUCAGAAAGGUUGGUUAUACUGCACACAUUACGUGAUUCAAAUCUGAAAUACCUUCUUACAACUGCCAAUAAGAAAAUGUAUUUGUGAGGCUCAUGCCUUUAUAUGACAAAAACAGUUAAAUCUAAAUCUUCAUGAAAAUAUGAACUAAUGCCUGAUGUAAAAAUGAAAAUGAUAGAAGAUAUGUGACUAGAAAUCAAAAUACUGAAUUGUGUUGCUACAUUCAUUGUCCUUAGUCUUGCAGUGGUCAACCAGUUGUUUUUUUUAUCAAGGAUUACCACAGAGUCCCAACCGCCUAAUAUCAUAUCACUGCAUGUGCCAUUGAAGUAGCAUCACUUGAAACAGUGAAAUAAAUAAUUUUCUCAUGGAUAUGAUUUUUGAGAAAGACAACAACAAAAUUAUUUUAAAAAUAAAAAAUGGGCAGCCUGUAAUUCCCCAUCCUUUUCAAAUAGAAAUGACAAAAAUAGUAAGUAUUAAUGUGUUUUUAAUACAGAGAUGGAUGAUUCCAUAUGCCUGCCUAGACAGAGGAAUCUCCUCAGUAUGUCCUGCUGUACGCCGUGGCAUCUUUUCAGCAGCUAAGAGCUUUGGCUGAACCAGUCUGUUAUCUAGAGAUAAAUCUUUGCUGCUGUAAAUAAAGCAAAGUGAGAAGCCAGUAAACUUGAUUUGUUGGAUAAGUAACAAAACAAUCUCUUUAUAUUUACAUUCAUAUUUACUUAAUUUUGUUUGCAUAAUGUUAUUUUAUGUCAUAGCAUAUUGUAUUUUACAUUAAGAGCCUAAUUCUCAAAGCUUUACACCAAAAACACAAUUUACAACUGUGUUAUUUCUGGGAAGUAAAAACAUACAUAGACACAUACAUACAUACACAAAUACAUACAUACAUACAUACAUACAUACAUACAUACCUACCUACAUACAUACAUACGCACAUACAUACCUACAUACAUACAUACAUUCUGAUCUGCCUUCAACAUUAAGAGCAGUGUUUCAUUGGUGUAUAAAAACUUUGUGAAUCAGUUUUUGUUUUUAAAAGUAAUACUUAUGUAUAAGAUAAAUUAUGAGUUUUGUUUUAAUGUAAUAAUUUGUAAUUAGUCAAAAACUUGAGUACAGGGAUAGAUAGCUGGCCUGUUUUGCUGGUGUAAUAGGUUUAACUUUGACUCAUGGUGGCUAAAAAAGGACUGAGAAGGGUAUAUUUUGUCAUAUUCAUCUUAUUUUAUUUUAUUAAAAAUUCAGAUUACACUGGAGAUUAUUUGUAUAAACUCUCCAACUCACUGUCCCGUUACUCAAGUUAAUGACUGAGCAUCUAAACCAAUGACUUCUGUCAUGUUUAUAUACUCUUUAACCUCAGAUUGUUGUCCUCAGAUGUUUUCACACAGAUGCUUCUUCUGUGAGUUUUAUUGUUUACAAAAUGGCAGUUUUGUUUUGCUUAUGUUGAAUAAAAUUGUUGGUAAUGA